UUAGGCUAUACGGUAUGGGGGUCGGCCCCGGGCCGUCGCGGGUCGGCGACGGUCCAAACACCGUGCCGCCCUCUACCGUCGUCGUCCUGUCCGUCCGAAUAUUGCCGUUGGCGACGGUGCGAAUAAGGUGGGCCCCCUUCAUUUGACCGUUGAUAUUAAUAAAAAAAAAAAAAACUUUUCAACGGCUACUUUUUUAAAUUACACCCAUUUCACUUCCAUUUUUAUAAAUACUCACUUCUUUAACCCCAAUUUUCACAACUUUUCACCCACUACCACCCCAUCUCUCUCACAUUUUAUAAACCACUCUUCCCUUUUUAUAAAAACUCAUAAUAUUUUGUAUCAUUUUUUACCCGCUUCCACCCCAUCUCUCGCUAAAAAAAUUACCAUGGCUUCACCCGUUUCUUCCAUUUCUUCAAUUUCGUCUAUGUCUUCAUCGUCUUCGUCCGAGUGGUAUUCAUCAUCUUCGGAAGAGGAUGUUAUUAUGCACAACAUGAUUAUGAACGCGGCUCAGGUGUUCAUGUCGGCGGCUGAAGGGUCGUCCCAACCGCUAACCAGACGAGCAAAAUAUAAUCGAGACCAAGAAGCCGGCCACGAUAAACUAGUAGCCGAUUAUUUUGCCGACGAACCCGUGUACCCAGCCGAGAUUUUUCGACGUCGUUUCCGCAUGAGUCGUCGACUGUUCUUACGUAUUGCAGGCGACAUGGCCCAGUCUGAUCCGUUUUUUACAUUGCGAAACGAUGCUAGGGGUCAAAGGGGUUUCAGCAAUUUACAAAAAUGUACGUCGGCCAUUCGCCAACUUGCGUACGGUUACGCACCAGAUGCAUUAGACGAGUACAUUAGGAUGUCUGAAAGAACCGCACGUCGAUGUUUAUACAAGUUUUGCCAAUGGGUUGUCAAAUUGUAUAGCAAGCGAUACCUGCGGAAACCGAACGUAAACGACGUUCAAAAAUUAUAUCAAGCCCACGAACAGAGACAUGGUUUCCCAGGAAUGCUCGGGAGCAUUGAUUGCAUGCACUGGCAGUGGCAGAACUGCCCGGUUGCAUGGCAAGGUCAGUAUACUAGGGGAGAUCAGGGACAUCCGACUAUCAUUCUAGAGGCUGUUGCGUCACAGGAUCUCUGGAUAUGGCAUGCUUUUUUUGGUCUACCUGGUUCACUCAACGACCUCAACAUCAUAUACCAGUCACAGAUUUUUGAUGAUGUAGUGGCGGGUACAGGUCCAGACACAAGCUUUACGGUUUCAGGGGUGGAGUACAGGCGAGGUUACUACCUAGCCGAUGGGAUAUACCCAACGUACUCGACAAUUGUUAAAACUGUCCCGCACCCGACCGACGACAAAAGGAAAAAAUUUGCAAAGUUUCAGGAGGGCGCAAGAAAAGAUAUUGAACGGGCUUUUGGUGUUCUACAAAAAAAUGGCACAUCAUUUCUAUUCCAGCACGUUCGCAAACACCAAGGAGGUUACGACACAUUAUGUACGCUUGUAUCAUCCUUCAUAACAUGAUCAUUGAAGACGAAGGGAGAGCGAUAUGUGAUUACGACGAAAACGCGUCUACUGGAAAUUCUGUUCCAGUUAGUGAGCAAGAACAAGAUUUGAACGCCUUCGCUCUACGUAACGAGUACACACAUCACAACCUACAAGCGGACUUGGUGGAGCAUAUUUGGAACAACGCUGAAAACGAACCCGCCCACCACAUGGAAGACGACGACUAGUAGCUUAUUUUAGUAUGUUAGGAUAUUUUUACGUUUUUUUUUUUUAACUUUAGGUUUUUAAGUUUAUGUUUUUUUUAGUUUAUUUUUUUUAAGUUUAAUUUUUUUUUAUGUUUAUGUAAUGUUUUAUAAUAUUAAUUAAAAUAUUUUAUUACUUUAUUUGUUAAAUGUUUAAAAAAAGAUGGAGAUUUAAAAAAAAAAAAUAUAAAAGUGGUGGAGGAUGAUGACUAGGACCAUCCUCCCAUGCCCCCUAGUUUUGGAGGAUGAUCCAUCCUUGGGAGGACUAUGAUGUGGCGCCUACGUGGCGGAUCAUCCUCCAAGGAUGGUCCAUCACCAUACCAUGUAGUCUUAGGUCCUUUGAUACUAACCUGAUUUAAAAUUUUAGUUAAGUUUGGUCAUGUAACUUACACAUAAGGGUAGAUCAGUAAUUUUACUUUCUUUGUCCUUUGAUACACACAUAAAUGACAAAACCCUAUCUCUUUCUUCUCUCUGAGCUCUCUGUCUCCAACCAAUCUCCACCGCCACUGUAUUCAGCAUCCAUCACCACCAUAUCCUAGAAACCACCACCACCGGAUCCAUCCCCACCAUCAUCGGAUCCAGCCCCCCCCCACCAGCCGUCGUAUAUAACCAACCCCCACCAUCACCGGAUACAACCACCACAAACCCACCACCACCGCCGACAGCCGAACCACCAUGGCCCACCCCCGUUUUCUUCGAUUUUUCACCUCCCCUAUCUUUUUUUUUGGGUCAACAACCACCAUCGAUUUGAAAAGUGUAAUAAAUAACAAUAUUGAAAGAUGGAAAGAUGGAUUUUGUGGUUGGCGGCAGAGUAGAAUUUUAGGGGUUUUGGUUUGCUGUGAUGUGAUGUGGGUUUUGAAUGUUGAUUUCUUGCUCUCGGUCUAUAAUGAGGAUUAUAUACUUAAAAAUAGUGUAAAGGCAUAAUGAUUGUACAGAAACUGAGUGGGGUUAUGGUUUAAAGGAAGUUAUAGGUGAAGCAACAGAGAUGAAAACAAAGAUGAAAAGGCAUGUUGCUUCUGCACAUUCAAUGAUUUCUUCACAUGUAUGAGUGUAUUGAGAAAGGAACCAAUAAUGGUAAAGUUGAACUGAGAUGCAAAUUUGUUAUUUGGAUAUAGGGCAUGUUUGGGUAAGCC
Helianthus annuus (common sunflower) is the source of this 2855-nucleotide messenger RNA. RefSeq lists its product as uncharacterized. The coding region runs from base 386 to 1498 and encodes 370 amino acids. The record is from RefSeq and is a predicted model, not a curated record. The transcript is spliced from 2 exons. NCBI's taxonomy places the organism in Eukaryota, Viridiplantae, Streptophyta, Magnoliopsida, Asterales, Asteraceae.